CCUCACUUAGUCAGUCAGUCAGAGGAACAUCAGCACAGACAGCUGCUCCGACAUCCAGCUGUCCGGACGCUGAUUCAUUUCACCACACACCAGCUCUGGGUGCAAACUCAGAAGGGGUGUUUGGGAAAUUGAAAGGCGUCCUACCUGGGCCAACAAGGACUCCAUCAUCAGAGAGCUCCAAGAAUGGGAAAAUCAGAGAGCCAAAUGGAUAUCAUGGAGAAAAGCACUAAACCGAGGAAGCAUCGCUGGACUGUAGUGGAGAUCGGACUGUCUGUCACUGUGCUCCUGCUGAGCUGCGCUCUGGCUGGACUCAUAGUGCUCUACACUUCAGCUCUGAGAGAGCGUUUUAACAUAAAUGAAUCUUCAAAAGGGCUGAAAUAUCGAUCAAACGCUGACAGCAAUGUCUGUACAACCCCACAGUGUGUCACUGCCGCGGCCCGACUGCUCCAGAACAUGGACCCCAGCGUAGAGCCGUGCCAGAAUUUCUAUCAGUACGCCUGCGGAGGCUGGAUAGAGCGUCACGUCAUUCCCGAAACCAGCUCACUUCACAGCGUAUUCAAUAUCCUGAGAGACGAGCUGGAGAUCGUACUCAAGGGAGUUCUGGAGAUGGAAAAUAAGGAUGACAGAGAGGCCUUCAAGAAAGCCAAAACGCUCUAUAGCUCAUGCAUGAAUGAGAUUCUGAUCGAGCAGCGCGACUCGCAGCCUCUCCUCGGGCUCAUUGACAGUAUCGGCGACUGGCCCGUGGCCUCUGAGGUCUGGAACAGCACAUCAGAGCGAAUGUGGAGCCUGGAGGAUACCCUGGCUGUUCUGAACGCUCGGUACAAUAAGAAGGCUGUGCUUGAGAUGUUUGUGUGGCCAGAUGAUCGCGACUCCAGCAGCUACAUUAUUCAUGUUGACCAGCCAUUACUAGGAAUGCCUUCAAGAGAUUAUUACCUCAGUGAUGGCAAUUAUAAGAAGGUGCGCGAGGCCUACCUUGAGUUCAUGGUCUCCAUUGCAAGGAUUGCACGAGAAGACAGGAACCUGACCCAAGAUGAAGAGCGUGUGUGGGAGGACAUGACUCAAGUGUUAGCACUGGAGACAGACAUUGCGAACUACACCACACCAGAAGAACGAAAUCAAAUAAACUCACCCUACUAAAAAAUCAAAAUUAAAAUAAGAGAAGCGCAGCAAGCUUUCAACCUCAAUGGCUUUAAUUGGACGCGCUACAUCCAGGGUAUCAUGUCCAGCGUGUCAGUCACGGUGCAGCCAGAUGAACCCAUAGUUGUGUACUGCUCACCUUACCUGGAGAAGCUCAGUGAUGUUCUUUCCAAACACAGUCACAGGACCCUGCAGAACUAUCUGGCGUGGAUGCUCAUCAUGGAGAGGGUCAGCAGUAUGAGCCGGCGCUUCAAAGACGUGAGAGCGCACUACAGAAAGGCUUUGCAUGGCACUACGGUAGAGGAGGCGAGGUGGAGAGACUGUGUCCGUUAUGUGCAGGGAAACAUGGAGAACGCUGUCGGGGCCCUGUAUGUCCGAGAAACCUUCUCUGGAAACAGCAAACGCAUGGUGCGUGAACUGAUCAGAAAGAUUCAGGAAGCUUAUGUGGAAACACUGGAAGAACUGAGCUGGAUGGAUGAACAGUCUAAGGAGAAGGCCAGAGAGAAGGCCAUGGCAAUAUCGGAACAGAUCGGUUAUCCCGACCACAUCCUUGAGGAGGAAAAUAAGAAACUGGACGAGGAAUACACACAUCUGAAUUUCAGUGAGGAGAACUACUUUGAGAACAUUCUGGAAAACCUGGCAGCUUCAGCCCAGAAAGUUCAUAAGAAGCUGAGGGAGCCCGUGGAUCCUGACAUGUGGAUUAUUGGUGCGGCUGUAGUCAACGCUUUCUAUUCACACAACAGAAACCAGAUUGUGUUUCCUGCUGGCAUCCUCCAGCCUCCGUUCUUCAGUGAAAAACAGCUGCAAGCUCUAAACUUCGGUGGAAUUGGCAUGGUUAUAGGACAUGAAAUCACUCAUGGAUUUGAUGAUCACGGCCGUAAUUUUGACAAGGAUGGGAACAUGUACAACUGGUGGAGCAACUACUCUGCCGAGCGCUUUGAGGAUCAGUCUAAAUGCAUGGUGGAACAGUACGGCAAAUUCAGCUGGAAACUCGCAGGAGGCCAAAAUGUCAGUGGCAUCACAACAUUAGGAGAGAAUAUUGCUGACAAUGGUGGAGUUCGUCAAGCAUAUAAGGCGUAUAUGAAGUGGGUGGAGAGGGAGGGCGAGGAGCCCCGUCUUCCUGGACUGGAUAUGGAUCACAAACAGCUCUUCUUUCUAAACUUCGCCCAGGUCUGGUGUGGUGCCUGCCGCCCAGAGUACGCCAUUCAGUCCAUCAAAACAGACCCACACAGCCCUCUGGAAUACAGGGUUCUGGGGUCCCUCCAGAACUUUGAGGCGUUUUCUGAAGCAUUUCAUUGUGCACGAGGAGCUCCUAUGAAUCCCGAAGAGAAAUGUCGAGUGUGGUAACCUGCCGCCGGAGAUACAGGAGUCUGUGUAUAUUUUACAAACUAGGCAACGGUUAGGAGAGCUUGGAUCAUAUUAUGUUGUUCUGUGGCGGCUGCCUGGCUGUUAGUCUGAUAUGACAGACAUGACCAAGGUGUGCGACACCUACAUGUGUGACUGCAUAGAUGUCUACUGUGAACUUUCAAAUGCGCACAUAUUACCAACGAGUGCAGGCGUCAGUGAGGGUGUUGUUUUUCUGAAAAAGAGGCAUGCUUUUUCAAUGUCUUUUUAAGAGACUUUUAAGCAAGAUUUCGUCCCGUUUGCCUGUUUACAGGUUUCUUGUGACACAUUACUAAUUUUGGCAUCGGAAAACCUGUGUAAACGAAAGAGUUUCAUUAUAACGACAAGGCUUAUUGACAUCAGAUUAUUUUUCCAGAUUAUGUAAACGGAUAAAUCCCUCGGUUGGCUUUCGAUUCUGUCGGCUCUCCAAGAAGAUAUCCGUUGCGCUUGAGCGGUCCCAAAAUUAGUCAAAAACUGAAGGCUUGGAAGGCGAUAGAGAUUGUGGUUUGAAUAGAAACCAGUCAAGGCAUAAUGUUUGAUUUCAUAAUAAGCAGCCUUGAAAUAUUUUGAAAAUGGUAUAGGAAAUAUUUUUUUCUUUUCUAAAGCAUGCAGCGGAGAGAGGCAAAAGCUGGAGUCCUAUUGAGCACCGCUCUCCCCCCAAAAAAUCCUAAUGUAUGUGCUCUCUACACUGUUUUACUGAAGAAUCUUUAAAAGCGAGGGCUUAGUGUUAUGUAAACGGGCCCAUUUUGACAAUUACCUGACAACCUUAAGACUGUUAAAACCAUAUCGCUUCAAGCUUCGUGUGUAUUUGUCCAUAAAUAGCUCUGAUUCAUGGCUGCCUUGCAAUUACUCAACAGACUUCUGUUAAAGCCAGCAGAUAAUGGCAGGAAGCUGCUGCAAUACGGGAAUGAAAAAGGUACAACGGGUCACUCAGACUAUUUAUUUGUUUCAUACAAGCUGUUCGUUCUGCCAGGGAACAUUUCCGUACAUUGCUAUUGUUAGGACAAUGUUUUAGCAUGUUUAGGGGCAAGAAUCAGAUCCUGAGAAAUGUACUGUAGUAAAACCGAAGGGUCUCCAUCUGUUCAGUCCUCAAGUUCAGUUUUGUUUUUAUUUGGGAUUCUUAAAAGCAUCAUUGCAGCAUUAAGAAUAUAAGAAUUUUUAUCAGAUCAAGACCAUUUUCUGCAGCAACAGAUUUUGUAACAAAUAUUUGAUCAUAUAUUAGUUUAGUUUUAAUACUCUACAACUGUUUUGUUUGCUUAUGAUCAAUGGUGUCAAUGUUCAUGUGACAUAACUCUGCUGGAAAAAAACAGGUUAUACCGUGUUAAAGUGAAUAAGUUAUUAUUUUUUUUUUUUUUAAGAUUUUGGUAGCUGUUUUUUUUUACUGGUCUACUGACUCUAACCAGCUUGGUCAAGAUGGUCUACCAGGUCAAAGUUCAGCUGAUGAGCCAUUUAGAGCAGCUUGAACCCUCUAUGAAAAACACCAAAUUAUUGAUUUUCCAGCAGGUAACAUGCAAUUUUGUUCAGAAAUGUGGGAUGUUAUACCAAAAAGUUUAUGGUUAAGUUUUUAGAACAGUUUUUAGUUGCUGGUUUGUUGCUGGUUUACCAACUCCAACCAACUUGGCCAGGUCAAAAGGUGACUAAGUUUGUUUUUUUGAACAUGGUAGCUGGUUUGUUAAUGGUCUACCAGCUCUAACCAGCUUGGUCAAGAUGGUCUACCAGGUCAAAGUCAAGCUGAUGAAUUAUCUAAAGUAGCUUGAACCAUUUUUUGCUUAUAUGGUGAUUAGUGGAAAUGUUCACAUUACAUAACCUGCUGGAAAAUACAUACCAUGUUAAAGUGGUUAAGUUGGGUAGCUGUUUUUACUGGUCUGCGAACUCUUAACCAGCCUGCCCAAGAUGGUCAAAGUUCAUCUGAUGAACCAUCUAGACUAGUUUGAACCCUCUAUAAAAACCAACUAUCUAGCAGGGCAUGUGCAAUUUUGUUCAUAAAUGUGGCAUGUAACACCAAAGAGUUUGUGUACUGACUUUAACCAGCGGCCAAGAUGGUCUACCAGGUCAAAGUCCAGCUGAUGAACCAAUUAGAGUAGCUUGAAUCCUUUAUAAAAACCACCAACUGAUUGAUUUUUCAGCAGAGAGCAUGCCUAAUUUUGUUCAUAAAUGUGGCAUGCAACACCAAAAAGUUUACAGUUACAUUUUUAGAACAUGGUAGCUGGUUUGUUACUGGUCUACCAACUGGAAAGUCCAGCUGAUGAACCAUCUAGUGUAGCUUGAACCAUUUUUUGCUUAUAUUGGUGGAAAUACUUACUGUACAUUACUUGCUGAAAAAGGAAACCUGCUGAAAAGGAAAAACCAGAAUAUACCAAGUUGAAGUGGUCAAGUGGUCAAAGUUCAGCUGAUAAACCACCUAGACUAGCAUGAACCAACUCUAAACUCACAUAAACCUUGAUUUUCCAGCAGAGAAUAUGUGAUUUUGUACAUAGCAGUGCCACAAAACACCAAACACCAAGAGGAUUCGUUAGGCAGAGGUCUCUCUCAAGGAUCUGUUAGCUAGCAUCAUAUCUCAUGAUUUCAUAAAUUGGUCUGAGAUUGUGGGCUAAUGGGGCGGCAGGGGUUCAUGUGUUAGCUGGAGCGUAGCAGACGAAGCGACAGCCAGCAGUUGUCUCUCAAAUGGACACUUUAGGGGAGGCGGCCCUCUCAUUAGAGAUCCAGUCAAGGCCGGUGACUGUUAUUUUCCAUCUUGAUUAAGCAGUAAUGACAGCAGAACUAAAGAGCCGAACAGGACGGAAGAAAAAUGAUCGAAGGAGAUGAUGGAAAAGAUCAAACAGACGUCAGGCAGCCACUGUAGGAGAAGAAAUGGAUUGUCGAGUUCUCAGAAAGCUUAGUGGAGUCAAUAUUGGCUUGCCUUGGGUUAUUGAUUAUGACUGUUAUCUCUCAUGACAGAGACUUUGAUCAUUUGAAUGUUCAUUAUCUGCCUUUGAAGCUUCAUUGCUAGCCAAUCUAAACCUCAACACCACUGUAAUGGCACGUACUGUUUGAUGCACGGGAGACAUGCGAUAUAUUGAAUGCAAGCAACUUUGGAACAAAUUAAACAUUUGAACCUUGGCGGCAGAAAGGCUUUAUGGUGAUGAAGUGCCAAAUAAAACAUAAUCCCUGAAUUAUUAGUGCAUGCAUUUUCCAAUGCAACACCCUGCCAGACAAGAAAUGCAGGUCUGCCUCAGUCAAAAUUGGAAGGACUUGAGCUUUUACACGGGCAGAUACUGGUGUAAAGUACAUCUGGUGUGAUUAGAAACAAUACUAGAGCCGACAAUGCACAUACAGUAUGUUAUGCUCUAUAGCUAUAGUAUAUAAAGUACAAAGAGAAAUGUGCAGUAUGUUAAAUUUAUGUACAAUAUUCAACAUUGUUUUGGUUGAUUUACUUGCCAGUGAUGUCAAUGCUGUCGAGGUGCAUUAUGGCAAAAUAUUUUCAAAAUAUCAAAACAUAUGCACAUGCAACACCAUCAAUUCCAUAACAGCAUGCAUACAUCAACCAGGCGCCUAUUUGUGCAUUUUUAUCUGGCCUUGAGGCUUUUAUUAUCUUGAGAACCAAUAAAAUGAGGUGAGAUGUGAACGACCUGUUCUUUAUACCACAACAUAUUCAUGCCAAGGAUUGCUGAUGUGCAAAUCUCAUUUUAAAAUAACCAUUUUGUAUCCUGUGAAAUUAAAAUAUAAAAUCACCCUCUGUGAUUGUUUAUAGAACUACCUUGAAGAAAUUUGAGCUGAAGGAAAAAUAAGUACAUAAUACAUAUAAAAUACCUUGCCAAGUGUGAAUUGUAGAAUAGCAUUUGUGUACAUUUUAGUGUCUUCAUUGUGUGGUUUUAAAGGUAUUUAAUUAGAAGUAAGCUUAUGAUGAGUAAUUAAGAAGUCAGGAAUCAUUACUUUCUUCUGUGCAUUA
Messenger RNA from Cyprinus carpio (common carp), 6448 nucleotides. RefSeq names its product membrane metallo-endopeptidase-like 1. Gene Ontology annotation, biological process: protein processing. Gene Ontology annotation, molecular function: metalloendopeptidase activity. Lineage: Eukaryota; Metazoa; Chordata; Actinopteri; Cypriniformes; Cyprinidae. The record is from RefSeq and is a predicted model, not a curated record. Gene Ontology annotation, cellular component: plasma membrane.